Messenger RNA from Pelodiscus sinensis (Chinese soft-shelled turtle), 3738 nucleotides. RefSeq names its product protein phosphatase 1 regulatory subunit 37 (gene PPP1R37). Gene Ontology annotation, molecular function: protein binding. The record is from RefSeq and is a predicted model, not a curated record. NCBI's taxonomy places the organism in Eukaryota, Metazoa, Chordata, Testudines, Trionychidae.
AUGCGGGUCGUGUGGCUCUCCCUGCUCUGCGCCGUGGGGCUCAGUGACUUCGGAUCCUGCUGGUAUUUUACGGACAGCAAAGGUGUACCUGAUGCAGGCCCGCCUGCGGAGCGGAGCAGCGCGGCCGCCGACAGAGGAUGCCCGGAGGAGGAGGAGACCUCCCUGCCGCAGGGGAAGCCGGCCUCGCCGCCGUCCCGCCGCGGUGCUUUGGACUCGGACGCCCCCAGCCCGGAGGGCGACCCGCACGUGGAGCCGCCGUGUGAAGAGGGCAAGCUGAAGAAUGGAGCAAAGCGGGUCACGUUCCCUUCCGACGAGGACAUCGUGUCUGGGUCUGUGGAACCGAAGGAUCCCUGGCGACAUGCCCAGAAUGUGACUGUUGAAGAAAUUAUCAUUGCCUACAAACAAGCCUGUCAGAAAUUAAACUGCAAGCAGAUACCCAAACUACUGAAGCAGAUACAGGAAUUUAAAGAUCUCUCCCCCAGGAUAGAGUGUUUGGAUCUAAAAGGAGAAAAACUAGACUACAAGGCCUGUGAGGCACUGGAAGAGAUUUUCAAAAGGGUCCAAUUUAAAAUAGUAGAUUUGGAGCAAACAAACCUGGAUGAAGAUGGUGCCUCAGCAUUAUUUGACAUGAUUGAGUAUUAUGAGUCAGCCACGCACCUCAACAUCUCAUCCAAUAAACACAUCGGUACCCGAGGCUGGCAGGCAGCUGCACACAUGAUGAGAAAGACGAACUGUCUGCAGUACCUGGAAGCGCGGAACACGCCGCUGCUGGAUCACUCGGCGCCCUUCGUUGCUCGGGCCCUACGCAUCAGCAGCACACUGGCCGUGUUACACUUGGAGAACGCUGGCCUCUCUGGACGCCCGCUCAUGCUGCUAGCAACGGCUCUGAAAAUGAACAUGACCCUGCGAGAACUGUAUCUAGCUGAUAACAAAUUGAACGGGCUGCAGGACUCCGCUCAGCUUGGCAACUUGCUGAAGUUUAACUGUUACAUCCACAUAUUGGACUUGAGGAACAACCACAUCCUAGAUUCAGGCUUGGCGUACAUCUGUGAGGGCCUAAAGGAGCAACGCAAAGGGCUAGUCACUCUGGUUUUGUGGAAUAACCAGCUGACUCACACUGGCAUGGCUUACAUGGGGAUGACGCUGCCUCAUACGCAGAGUUUGGAGACCCUGAACCUUGGUCACAAUCCCAUCGGGAACGAAGGCGUUCGUAACUUGAAGAACGGACUCAUUGGAAACCGCUCUGUGCUCCGGUUAGGCUUGGCUUCUACUAAACUCACUUGCGAGGGUGCUGUGGCGGUGGCAGAAUUCAUCGCAGAGAGCCCGAGGCUCCUUCGACUAGACCUGCGAGAGAAUGAGAUUAAAACGGGGGGUCUGAUGGCAUUGUCCUUGGCACUGAAGGUCAAUCAUUCUCUGCUCAGGCUGGACUUAGACCGGGAACCAAAAAAGGAGUCUGUGAAGAGCUUUAUUGAAACACAGAAGGCUCUUUUAGCUGAAAUCCAAAACGGCUGCAAACGCAAUUUUAUUCUGGCCAAAGAGAAGGAGGAGAAAGAACAGAAAUUGCAGCAAUCUGCCUCUAUGCCAGAAAUCACCAUCACCGAGCCAAUUGAAGAAGGACCUGUGGAAAACAGCCAAGUGGAUGACCCAUUGGCCACUUCUGAAGGAGAAGUGGAGGAGACUUUGGUGUCCAAAGAGAGCAGGCAUCCAGACCAGACAAUAAACACUGACAAAGGUGGGGUGACCUAUUCAGACUCUGACACGGAUGAUGAGGUAGACACUGGGUUGGAGAUUAAAGAUCUCAGUAAGUCACAAGAACAGUGUGAUUCUGUUCAUGCAGCUAAUGUGCCUGUCACAUUUCUUUGUGCUGAAAAGACAAAGGAUGCACUUGGCUCAGAGGACAGAACCACUCCUUCAAGCAUUGCUGAAGACACAAAGGGUGAGCCCAAGGGAGGGGAAAGCAUGGGGACUGUACCAGACACUCAGGCAUGUGCUAACUCUCAAGGAAAUGAGAGGAGAAUUUCUGUUUCCAGUCCCGGGCGAGGCCAUAAAAUCUUCGUAGUGACACGAGUGGAAAAUCUACCCGAGAAAACAGCAGAAAACACGACGUGGCCGACGGAGAACAUUGGUGAUUUGCAAGGCAGCGCAGGGAAACAGUCCAAACUGAUCACUCAAACCCUACCUACAAAAACUGAGUUCUUAGACUUGCAGGCAAAUGGGACUGUUUCUAAGCUGACAGCCAUCUUGGAAAAUGCGCCAUCGGCAGGACCCCCUGGAUCUCUUUCAGAAAAGAUGAACUCGGGGCCGUGUGAGAAUGCAGUCUAUGGAGCUCCGCUCCCUAACGGGCUAAAGGCAGAAUUUGUGCGUGUGCUACCAGACACGUCCUCAGGGUGUGAUGUGAAAAUGGGGAGCUGUGCUGUCGAACAUGAAUUAAACUGUUCCAAGAAUGAGAAGGAGUUGGAGGAAUUGCUCCUCGAAGCCAGUCAAGAGACAGGGCAGGAGCCACUGUGACACUUUAGUCCCUCUGGGUCGAUCUACAUUGAGCUGAGACUGUCGUGGGGAAGGUGUGUGUCGCUUUAUUCCCUUCCCACGCCUCAUGAUUCAGAAGAACCUUGGUCUGCAGGACAGAGGUUUUAUUUUUUCAAAACAAUGUGAUAUUUCCUGCCCUAGAUACUUUUCCCUGCAUUCUUGACUUCCCUGUCCUAUGAGGAAGGACUCUGAUAUUUUCAAGAUGAUCAGGAAGGGAAGGAGAACCAAGGAAAAAAAACUUUACCAAAAGCGAUUCCCCUCUCCCCCCCACCUGAUUCCAAGGUGAGCUCUGGCACCUGACGGAAACGGCACUAUUUUCUGACCUUCUCUAGACACUAGCUGAUGCAUUUGCAUUUUUCUUUCUAUAUUUCUCUGGAAUUACCACUGUUGCUGAGUAAUUUGUAAGGAGAAGAUGCCGUCGGUCCUGGGGAACAGGCAUUGGGCAGGAAUAUUCUCCAAUUCAGAUGGGAGAUUAAAAACCCAGAGUCGCAUGGUUCAGGCCUGGAUUUGCUUGCCCCACACUACAAGCGUCCCGGGCCUCUGAAGGCUAGUUUGAUAACUGUUUUGUAACAUGGAAAUCUGCUAGCAGAAUGGUUGCACAUGAUUGUGUCCCUGGAGAGAGUGGCACUGACAUGAGAAACUUCUUUCACCAGACAAGCUGCGUCCACAGCCACAAUGGUUAUUUAUUUUAAAUCCCCCUUUUUUGGGUAUAUAUUUAUCAUGAGCUUCAAAAUACCGACCAGGAUUUAACUUAGAAACCAGCGUAGAAUUACUUGUAGUCUCACCUGCAACCUUUUUGGAACUUUUACUCCUGGUUUGCAGAACUCUGCCAAAAAGCACCAUCAGACACCCCUUCCCACGCAAACCCUACACAGCACACCACAGUGAACACAGCUAGCCUGCGUGCUUGUGACAUGCCCUAGUGAGAGCCACAUUUCAGAGGGCUCCUGGCCAGUGAUGCAGUCAAGAGGCCUGGCUGAUGCCAUUUGAGGGUCAGGUGGAAUUCUUUACGUUGGCGUGUGUCUCGCGACAGGGGAAGGGGGAGGAAUUCUCCUGGCUGAGUCUAUCUAGUUUCCUAACUUUAUAAGCUUCAAAGGACAAAUUUCCCCCUUUUUGCCAGGUUUUCUCAAAGCCAUAUAGUAUGGAACUGAUGGUGUGUGAGAGAGGGAGAGGCUGAAAUGAGGCUGUCGGCUUCAGCAGUCUAAUGCUGAG